AUGUUCGCCUUCAGACCAAGCUCAAUAUCCUGCAGUGGAUUAUUAUGGAAAUCACCAUGGCGACUUUCAUCAACGAGAAAGGCGAACCUGCGAAAGAGGCUUAAGGCGGUCGAUAGGGUCAUUGCGGCGGUGGCAGAGUCCGGAGUGCAGACGAGGAGUCUGGUCAAGGCGUUGGCGUUACCAACGGAGAGCGACAUGGAGGCGAGAGAUAAGUACACGACGUUCGACCCGCACGGCAGAAAUUUCAGGAAGUCAGUACAUAAGGUACCGAAGUGGACGAAGUUAACGCUGCGCGAGAAUCCCAAGGGCUUCUAG
Dioszegia hungarica is the source of this 315-nucleotide messenger RNA. RefSeq names its product mitochondrial ribosomal protein L31-domain-containing protein. The record is from RefSeq and is a predicted model, not a curated record. NCBI's taxonomy places the organism in Eukaryota, Fungi, Basidiomycota, Tremellomycetes, Tremellales, Bulleribasidiaceae. Gene Ontology annotation, molecular function: structural constituent of ribosome. Bases 1 to 315 code for a protein of 104 amino acids. The transcript is spliced from 4 exons. Gene Ontology annotation, cellular component: mitochondrial large ribosomal subunit.